AUUUUCAUUAUAUAACUUUUUAAAAUAUUUUCGUGCUACCACAGGUAUUAAGACUCACUCCAAAACACCCAGCGAAUGGGCCAACAUUUGAAUGCGGCUAAAAUGUGUUCUGGAUGCGAUCCAUCGACUUGAAUUGAAUACAACAAAGCAGCUUCAAAGCUUAGAGUGAAAACGAAAUGGAUUGCACAUUGAAAUUGAUAACAGUGCUCAUCUCGGUGAUAUGCAUUUUUUGUGUUGAUUUGCGUGUGGCUGGCGACGAACAAACGCUAUGUCCUCCUCAGAAGCUUAUUUUACCAUGCCGCUGUGCGCAAAAGUCCAACGAAAUUCAAUUAUGGUGUUCACACAGCGACUUACCUCGUGUUUUAAAUGGCAUCAAAUCAGCCGCAAAAUUUAUCGAUCGUCCAAUCGAUGAAUUGAUUUUGGAAAAUAAUCAGUUGCCGUCGUUGCCAAGCCGAUUUUUCUCACCGUUACGCAUAGUUCGAUUAAUGUUACGCAACAAUGGUGUCGAACGUUUGGCCACCGGUUGGCUUAAUGAUUUGGAAUCAAGCUUGGUGGAAAUAUUCAUUGUCGAACGAACACUACGUAGUUUACCAUUUGACAGUUUGGUUGAGUGUGAAAAAUUGCAAGCUGUCACCAUACAAAGUAAUCAUUUGAAACGAGCACCAUCUUUUAUGGGGCUAUUCAAUUUACGGUACAUUAAAAUUGAGGGAAGUGAAUUGAUGGAAAUGCCACCGUACGGAUUUGUUGAUUUGCAUUCAUUGGAGAAUGUUUACAUCAGCAGCAGUCCAAAAUUGAACCGGCUCGAGGUGGGUGUAUUCCAAAAUUUGGAUUUAUUGCAUACUUUGAAUGUGAAUGGCAACGGUAUCAGUUGGGUUCAUUUGCGAGCAUUCUCCAAUCUGCCAACACUUAAUUCGAUCGACCUCAGUCACAACGAAAUAUCCGAUGCCGGAAUGAUUGGCCGGGCCAUUAAAGAUUUACCCAAACUCGAGGUGCUGAAACUGGAUCGUAACUUUAUCACAACAUUAUCGGAAGGUACUUUCGUGGAUUUGGAAUAUUUGAAAGAGUUGUAUUUAAAUGACAACUCAAUAGCUGAGAUUCAUCAUGGUGCGUUUCAUAAAAUGCCACGACUAAAGCUAUUGCACUUGGAGAAUAACUUUUUGCGGCGCGUUCAUCCAGAAUCAUUUCUACAAACAUCUGGCAGUGGUGUUGAAUAUUUACACCUGCAAUACAAUGAAAUCUCGAAUAUUGAAGAAGUGAAAUCACUUUUGGAUGCGUUACCGAUGUUGAAAUUCUUGGAUUUGAGUUACAAUAAAUUGGAAACUGUUCCAUUUGGAUCGUUAAGAGGUCAUGGGUCACUGGAACAACUUUGCUUGGAUCACAAUUACAUCAGUCGCAUCGAACGAGACGCAUUUAUGGCCAUGCCCGGAUUGCGGGAGCUUCGUUUGAAAAACAAUAGUCUAACCGAGAAUACACCGUUACCAUUUUGGAAUUUACCUGGGCUAAAAGGACUGGAUCUAUCGGAAAAUAAUAUUUCCGUACUGAAUGACACAUUACUCAUUGGUUUACCGUCACUUCGUCGACUCGAUUUAAGCAAUAACAAACUGUCUGAAAUCGAUCCGGCCAGUUUUACGAAUAAUGCAUACCUCGAAACCAUUAACAUUUCCAUGAACAGUUUGGUGGAAUUGCAUCCAGCGACACUUCGUUUCCUGAAUCGCCUAUUCGAAAUCGAUGCCAGCUACAAUGAACUGAAAGAAUUUAUACCGGGACUGCCACGAAUUGUCGAACGCGUUAAUGUCGAAGGUAAUAAAAUAACAAUGUUGCCCAGCACAUCGACAAAACUCUUGGAUUUACCAAAUUUGCGCAUGCUGAAUAUGGGAGUCAAUUUACUGAAUAAAAUCCCGAAAAAUGCCUUUAGCACAUUGUAUCAGCUAAGAAGUUUGAGUCUCGCUCAAAAUCGGCUACGUACAAUCGAUGAACAAAGCUUCGCUGGGCUAGCCCGUUUGGAAACACUUAAUUUACAGGAAAAUGGAUUGGUGGCGAUGCAUGAGCGCGGAUUUUCACCACUGAAAGAUAUGCGAGAACUUAAUGUGCAAGGAAAUCGACUGGAGAUCCUUGUCGAAUGCAUCUCAGAGAAUGAACAACUCGAAAAAUUCGAUGCAUCACGGAAUAAUAUCAUGGAGAUUGCACCGCAAACCUUUACAAAUAGCAGGCAUUUACAUUCACUGGAUUUGUCUCACAAUGCUCUCAAACAAUUGCCACAGAGUUUGGCCACUUUAACUGAACUUCGUGAUGUUGAUAUCAGUUUCAAUCGACUCACGAUGCUUCCGUCCGAAAUAAUCACCGCAUGGCGUCAGAUUGAAAUACUCAAAGCGUCAGACAACAAACUGAUGGAGCUGCCGAAAAACACAUUCACCGAUUUACCGAAAUUGGAAUACUUGGAUUUGUCUAGUAAUGAAUUGAAAAUCAUUGAUUCGGGAUCGAUGAAAAAUUUACCCGAACUACAAGAGCUUGUACUGGCUGAUAAUCAGCUGGCUGAGCUAGGGGAACGGUCUUUUGAAGAUUUACCUAAUUUGCAGGCCCUACAUUUGCAGAACAAUUUUCUCCGCUAUAUAUCCCCAAAGAGUUUUUAUCAUACAAACUCGAUUGUGUAUUUGAAUUUGUCCUACAAUAAUUUUGAUAAUAUGGAACACAUGGGCUUGACUAGCGUUCGAGAUUUGGAGGUUUUAGAUCUGUCGGGCAAUAAAGUGCGUCGCAUUGCAACGAAUUCACUACGAAACUUGGACUGGCUGGUGGAACUGAAAAUGGACGACAAUCACAUCUGCAAAGUCCAAGGCGAACCAUUUUCAUCAAUGCCCCGACUGAAAGUACUAACUAUGCGAAACAAUCGAAUGAUAUCCGUCACUGAGCCAACAUUUCGGCACUUGCGAGGCAAUUUAGCGGUUUUAGAUUUGGAUGGAAAUCCAUUGGAAUGCAGUUGCAAUGUUUUGUGGUUGCGAGCAUGGUAUCAAGAAACUAAUUCGCAUCCGGGACCAAAGUGUAGAGAUGGAAAUCUCCUGACCGAUAUGCGCGUUUCGAAGAGUGACUGUGAUGCGUCGAAUGAUAAUCGAAUGAAUCAAGUGCUGCUAACAAAUGAGCAUGGUGAUAUUUUUAAGCGUCAGCUCGGCUUGGACGAAUGUGAUACUGAUCCGUACAGUGAAACCGAACAUAUUCCCGCAUCACCAAUCGAAAGUGAAUAUUUUUAUGAACAAUUCAUCGAUUAUCCGCUAAACGAUUCGGCAACUGAGCAAAGCGAUAAUAUGCAUCAAUCGAAUCAAAAUCAGUCACCAUUCAGUCGAAACAUGACUGUCAUUCGAAAUGAUACGGUUCUGAAUUAUGAACAACAUAAACUACAACAAUUGCACGAUAAAAACCAUGGAGGAUCGUCAUUUACAUUCUUUGGUAUGCCACUGCCUAGCAUAAGUAAUCUUUGGAGUGGCGGGAAUACUGCACGAAAAUCUACUUCACGUGCUGACGUUGAUGCGAAUGGAAAAUCGCGUUUAAACAGUUUGAGAAACUAUCGACCACGGGCAGGUGAAAUUAUUGACAGUUUCCAGUUUUCAAACAAUAUACAUUUACCGCAGCCACCUCAAUCGUCGUCGUUGCAACCACAAAAGCCAACGCCGGCAACGCUUAAAGGUGAUAAAGAGCCAACAAAUAUUCAUCCUCCUCCUCCUCCAAAUGGCCCAUUUCCACCACCGGACGGUGCAUUUUUGCCACUACCAAAUGGAGCAUUGCCACCACCACCACCAAAUGCAUACCACACGAAUGUGUAUUCUGACCCACGAAUAGAAAAGGGUGGUUUUGUUCCAAUCUUACCGAACGGUCGCAAAGGAUUCACACCGAUUCAAAAUCCAUUUUCAUCAAAUGACACGGAAACGGAAGAAGACACGGGUGAUGUUCAAGAGACUGUGAGCACUGAGCUCAAGCCAAAUGUUAAUUUGGAAUUUGAUGACAAUUUGGAUUAUGUGCCCGAUAAUAAAUACCCAGUGCUGGUGCCGACUGUGAGUGCUGAUCCAAAUCAAUCGAUUCAGAAUGCUCCUCAGUCGCGUUUCAAUGUUUCAUCGUUGAAAAAGGGUGAAAUUAUAGCGCCAACGAAAAGUUCAAACGGAAUUUCUUUGAUUCGUUCGACUGUUGCACCAGCCACAUCAACAAUAGUAACGUCGAAAACGACACGACGAACGGUUACCGAAUUAAAUACACAUGAAAUUCUACCUGAUAUCGAUCGUAACGGACUCGACACCGAACAAGCUAAACGGAAUAUCCAGAAGAUAACUAGCAAAGCACCGAAACAUCCUGCACUGCCCCCAUCAACUCAACAAAACCCGGAUGUGAUUGUUGCAACAACACAAUUUUUCCCCACAUUCAUGCCGAAUUCGAGUGAUGUAAUCAAUUUAUCAAAGAAUCGAAUUCCAACGAAUGGAACAAAUGGAGGAAAUGGUAUUGGUCCCGGUAGUGCACUAUCAGCUCUAGUUGCACCUGGAGCACAGCAAGGCAUAUACCGUACACCUCCGGGUAGAUCGGUCAUUACGAAAGUAUUUAAUAAUACGAUACCCACUUCAAGCUUUGCACCAACAUCAAUUCCAACGCAAUGGACAACUAGCAAACCGAUCACAACCUCAAGCCCAAGUACAACUACAACUACCACCACCACCAUCACGACCACUACUACUACUACCACUCCUAAAACAACAAUAACGACCACAAAACAACCGAUUGCACAUAAAUUGCCCACCGCUGAAGAAUACCUACGAACAACAUCACAAGAUAAUAGCAUCAAAGAAAAUACAACACCAAACAGUCAGUCAAACAAAACGCCCAAUUCAAAUGAUCUUGAAGAUCAGGCGACACAAUACAAGGGUGACAUGAAUUGGUAUUAUAGCAACUACAAUCGAAGCAUAUGGAAAGAACCACAACUUGAUUCUGGCUUGCAUCGAUUUAGAACCCAUUCCGGAAGCAGCCGUUUGGCCGCAUCACAUUUUACCAUCAUAAUUUUUACUUUAAUUUUAGCCACAACAAUUUUAGAUAAAGUUUAAGAAUGCUGUAACAUAGAAAUGAAUGAGACCAAAUAAAUAAGCUUCAAUU
Molecule: messenger RNA, 5121 nt
Organism: Sitodiplosis mosellana (orange wheat blossom midge)
Lineage: Eukaryota; Metazoa; Arthropoda; Insecta; Diptera; Cecidomyiidae
Gene: atk
Product: protein artichoke
Exons: 5
Coding region: 177-5072 (1631 amino acids)
Molecular function (GO): protein binding
Source: RefSeq, a predicted model, not a curated record